CCAGGAGGGGGGCUCCCGUCCUAUUUCUGAAACCACUUUGUACAUACAUAGCAAAGUUGCCGACCACAUAAACCGAAACCACCCAGGAAGGAUUAAAUCAUCAUGCUCACCCCGCUAGCAAUCGCCGCCGCUUCAGGCAUCGGAGGAGUAGUCCUACUAAGGUAUUCACUACGAACAGCAAGAUCAAAUGGACAGGUGCUCUCGCCCAUGAUGAACAUGAUUGCCGGGAAACCUCGAGCUAAGAAGAUUGGGGAACUAACAGGCGAUUGGCAUAUCGGUGGAUUCCAAGCCAAGAUGGAUCGGAAAGAGGCAAGGGAUAUCUUGGGUCUCAAAGAAUCUCAAGUCACAAAGAACCGAUUGAAAGAUGCACAUCGGAAAAUCAUGUUGGCAAAUCAUCCCGACCGAGGCGGAAGCCCAUACAUGGCCAGUAAAAUCAACGAAGCAAAAGAUUUACUUGAUAAAGGCUUGAGAUAGCUUCAUUAACAUACGUGUGUACUAUACAUAUAUAUAUAUAUAUACCUUAAGAAAACAACAGAUUUUCAAUCAUACCUUUACUUUGCCUGGAUAUACAUACAAACCAUAAUCUGGAAAAUAAAUCCCCACAAUCAACUGUAUGUAGGACCUCUCUCAUCACUCCAAAUUCGAAUCCAAAAGAUUUUUUUUUUUUUGAUAUGUAAAUCAUUCAGUUUGUUUCAUCUGAUCUUCUUGAAGCUUGUCCGAUUUACAUUAUUUCUCCUUUCCUUUCCCCUUUCAUUUUUUUAAAAGCUCUCUGUAGCUAGGACAAAGAAAUGAUAAACUUGUACAAGCUUUGGCAAAUCUAUCUUGUGUUUUUUUCUCUGGCUCUCCAUUCUA
Molecule: messenger RNA, 852 nt
Organism: Puccinia graminis f. sp. tritici CRL 75-36-700-3
Lineage: Eukaryota; Fungi; Basidiomycota; Pucciniomycetes; Pucciniales; Pucciniaceae
Product: DnaJ subfamily C member 19
Exons: 3
Coding region: 103-474 (123 amino acids)
Biological process (GO): protein import into mitochondrial matrix
Cellular component (GO): PAM complex, Tim23 associated import motor
Molecular function (GO): ATPase activator activity
Source: RefSeq, a predicted model, not a curated record